Molecule: messenger RNA, 1046 nt
Organism: Ziziphus jujuba (common jujube)
Lineage: Eukaryota; Viridiplantae; Streptophyta; Magnoliopsida; Rosales; Rhamnaceae
Product: ubiquitin-conjugating enzyme E2 7
Exons: 6
Coding region: 139-639 (166 amino acids)
Biological process (GO): protein polyubiquitination; ubiquitin-dependent protein catabolic process
Molecular function (GO): ubiquitin conjugating enzyme activity
Source: RefSeq, a predicted model, not a curated record
UCUCUCUCUUCCUUCGCAAUCGCAGAGGGCUCGCAGCUCUCUCUCUCUCUCUCUCUCUCUCUCUCUCUCCCUCUCUAGGAUUUUCUUUCUAUAUUUAUACACACACAUAUAUAUAUAUAUAUAUAAUAUACACAUAUCAUGGCCUCGCAAGCAAGCCUUCUCCUUCAGAAACAGCUCAAAGAUCUUUGCAAAAACCCAGUCGAUGGAUUCUCUGCCGGUCUGGUUGACGAAACCAAUAUAUUCGAAUGGAGCGUCACGAUUAUUGGGCCUCCCGAUACGCUUUAUGAGGGAGGAUUUUUCAAUGCCAUUAUGAGUUUCCCUUCCAAUUACCCAAAUAGCCCUCCGUCUGUGAAGUUUACUUCGGAGAUAUGGCAUCCAAAUGUUUAUCCCGAUGGACGUGUUUGCAUAUCAAUUCUUCAUCCUCCUGGUGAGGAUCCAAAUGGUUAUGAGCUUGCAAGUGAGCGCUGGACACCUGUCCAUACGGUUGAAAGCAUCGUGCUAAGUAUAAUAUCAAUGCUUUCCAGUCCAAAUGAUGAAUCUCCUGCUAAUGUUGAAGCUGCAAAGGAAUGGAGAGACAGGAGAGAUGAAUUCAAGAAAAAAGUGAGCCGUUGUGUAAGAAAGUCGCAAGAAAUGUUGUGAUUCAUCACCAACGCAUGCAUCUUCUCUGCUCGGUUACGCCCAAUGGAUGCCUUAAUUUAUUGCGGUGAACUGCUUCGCCAUAUGGUGCGUUGCCCUUUGUAGAAUGCCAUUAAAAUUCUCACAUCAAUCUCUUUAUUUAGUUCUUUUUCUUUUUGUCUUUCUUUUUCCUUCCAUGUCAAGUAUUUGUUACAACUCAAAUACAUCUUUUGUACCGAAACAUUUCAACUAGUGCUUGGUGACGAAGGUGUUCUUGUCAGAUACCCAAUGCACCUGUUCCUGGUUUCCUCUCUGAACUUUUUACCUUUUUUACUUUUGAAUGUCAGCUUUUUUACUUUGAAUGUCAGCUUGGGAACCUUGUGGUUUUGUCUCGAUGUAUUAUUAUUAUUAUUUUUUUUAAUUUUAUUUUU